AUGCUCGCUACGGGCGGCUCGGCUAUUCAGGCAAUCCAAGUGCUGCUGGAUCACGGGGUCAAAGCAGAGCGUAUCUUAUUCCUAAAUAUGAUUGCAAGUCCAGAAGGGCUCGAUGCGAUCUGGAACGCGUGUCCCCAAGUGCGCGUAGUUUCGGCAUGGGUCGAUGCGCGGCUCUCUGCGCAGAAUUGCAUUAUCCCUGGCCUCGGCGAUUAUGGCGAUCGAUACUAUAGCGGAUAG
Malassezia vespertilionis is the source of this 237-nucleotide messenger RNA. RefSeq names its product uracil phosphoribosyltransferase. The record is from RefSeq and is a predicted model, not a curated record. Bases 1 to 237 code for a protein of 78 amino acids. The transcript has 3 exons. Lineage: Eukaryota; Fungi; Basidiomycota; Malasseziomycetes; Malasseziales; Malasseziaceae.